This is a messenger RNA of Aspergillus caelatus, 503 nucleotides long. RefSeq lists its product as uncharacterized. The coding region runs from base 137 to 430 and encodes 97 amino acids. The transcript has a single exon. Lineage: Eukaryota; Fungi; Ascomycota; Eurotiomycetes; Eurotiales; Aspergillaceae. The record is from RefSeq and is a predicted model, not a curated record.
GACUGUGACUUGAUGGAUGAGGCGAAUGGGUCCUAUAUGGAUUGCACGGACAUGAAGGAUGAGUGCGAGUCGGAUACGGCAUUGAUUCGAUCCAUACAACCAUUCUCGUGCGAGACCGAUGAUCAGGCUCUAGGUCAUGUUCUGGGGUCAGACGGGUCUUCUUGCUCAUACACUUGCUUUCCGUCACGAUGGAGGAACGAGCUUUCUGUUUUAUGUCCUUCCACAUGUCGGGUGCUCCUGGACCACGCACCUGUUCAACCCGACAUGCGUAAACGAGCUAGCUAUUCAACAUAUUACUCAGCAGUUACCACCCACACAUAUGAGAGUUGUCUUGCUUAUUUUUGUUGAACCUGUUGCUAUUGCUCUGUGGGAGUAUGAAGGGGAUGGGCAAGACGCAUGCUUUAGUAGUGCUUCUGGUAUUGUUUAUUAAGAAAACGAGAAAAAGAAACAGAUGACAAGAAUUGAAACCUAUGUUUAGCUCGUGGUCACGAAGAGAAGAGAUG